CCUGGUUCCGUCCUGGCCAGACCACCCCGACCCUCUUCUACACCGAUGGGAACAGAGAGCGGCCAUUGCGUCGGUGCAUAGCGAACGUACGUCUGUCUGGUGUUUCGAGCUGAGCCAUCAUCUAACACCAGAGACCUGUUCACCGACUCCGGCCAUGUGGAAACUCGGUAUUUCAUAACGCUGCAUUGAUCAGGUUUACGCAACCAGCAUUUUCUCGUAGAGGACAGCCGGCCUGGAAGACGGAGUACCUACCUUCUGACGCUCCGACUUUGUCGCUUCCAUUUAGACGCGCAUCCGAACUUGAAACCCAUCUGCAAGCUCUCUCUUGGCGGCUAUUGGAGGGAAGCGACACCAAAGUCACCAUUUACCCAAGCGUGGCGAGACACAACCCGUCGGACAAAUUUACCUAACCACAUCAUCUCCAAUUCUCAACGUCGAAGCAAAUCGCAGACGCCUCGUUUGCACCGUUACCUAUCCCGCCCCCUCCAUCCUGCCGAAGCGUUCGAUUGCCCCUCCCUCCGUCCCACCGCCGGAGUCGAUUUCAUCUGGUCCUUGUUGCGAAAAGAGAAGCUGCACAUCCAACGAACGUGCCGCUAGGAUACCGGCGGGACGACACACACGGCAGCGCGGACACAGAAAACAACGGACGACGAUAAAUCCAUGAGACCGACCGCCGCUGCUUCAACAUCGACCGCCGCCAGAUGACCGACGGCUAGCUCCUUGCGCGUGCAAUGGGGUCCCUCGGCGGCAUCUCCCCUGGGGGGACAAUCGCCAUAGGAAUCAUCGUAGGUCUCUUGUCCACGAGCGUCCAGAGCCUGGGUCUCACCCUCCAACGAAAAUCACACAUUCUCGAGGACGAAAAGGGCCCCCACGAAAUACGUCGGCCACCGUAUCGGAGAGGGAAAUGGCAGCUGGGGAUGGGAAUGUUCAUCGCCGCAAACCUGCUCGGUAGCUCCGUCCAGAUCUCGACCCUUCCUCUCCCUGUACUCUCAACCCUGCAGGCCUCUGGCCUCGUCUUCAACUCGAUAUGCGCUACCCUCAUACUUAACGAGCCCUUCACGAGGUGGUCGCUAUGGGGCACACUGCUCGUCUGCACCGGCGCCGUGCUGAUCGCCAUCUUUGGCGCCAUUCCCGCGCCUGCGCACAACCUCCAGGAGCUGCUUGAGCUCCUCGGUCGGAAGCCUUUCGUGGUAUGGAUGAUCAUGCAGGCCUUCCUCGUCCUAUCAAUAGCCAUCAGUGUGGACUGCCUCGAUCACUUCACGAGCCUGUCACUCAACUCGAGAUUCCGCUUCGUCCGCGGCCUCGCCUACGGAGCCAUAAGUGGUAUCCUCUCGGCGCAUUCGCUGUUGGUUGCCAAGUCGGCUGUUGAGCUGAUCAUUAAGACGAUCGCGGACGGCAAUAACCAGUUUAUUCACUGGCAGGCGUGGGUCCUCGUGCUGGCGCUGGUCACCCUGGCUUUGAGUCAAUUAUACUACCUACACCGUGGCCUGAAGCUCGUCUCGACCUCGGUUUUAUACCCCAUGGUUUUCUGCAUCUACAACAUCAUCGCGAUCCUGGACGGUUUGAUAUACUUUAAGCAGACGGACCAGAUCAACCCCUUACGGGCAUGUCUCAUUGCACUGGGGACAGUCAUCCUACUUGCCGGUGUGCUGGCAUUGUCAUGGCGACUCAGCGACGAACAGCACACGCCAGGCGUGGGCCAGUCAUCCUUGGCACCAGGACUUGGCCUCGUGGAGGACACAGAAGAUGAAGAAGAGUCCCUUCUGGGUGGCGACGAUCUUUACAGCCUCCACGAAGAAGAUGACCCAUUACCAGCUACAACCUACUCAACAUUCAACGUGGCCAGUGGCGAGACAACGCCGCUGACACCGACCCCGAAGCGGAAGAAGACGGGCAGGAGAUGGCAAGAGCGCGCCGAAAUUUGGGGCGAGCUCGAAGACCGCGACACGUCCAGCCCGCCCAUCUCGCGCCGGCGCUCCAGCACUAUGCCUGGCGAACUCACCGAAUCUACCUCUUUAUUACCGCACCGCCGUGGUGUAAGUAGCGGUAGCGGUAAUCCUCUCUUUUCGUCCUCAGAAGCGGGACCCAGCUCCGAGUCCCUUUCGUCACGCCGGCCCGGCCCGGGUAGGAGGCGACGUAAAUCCACGGGAUUUCCGGGCUUCACAGCCCGCCGUCGGCGCAAGAGUCAGAGUAGCAGUCAACCCACACUCCAAGAGGCUUUGGGCGGCAUUUGGAAGCUCAAGUGGUGGCGAACUGACAGAGGAGACGAUGGCGCGAGCAAUCCACCGGGUAGCAGCGGGAGCGGCAGUGUGUGGCCCGCAUUUCGAGACGAGCCUCCGCCGACGACGGGGCAAGGGGAAGGGGAAAGGGAUAUUGGUGGUAGUGGAGGCAAUGAUGGACGCGACGGGUCCCGAGAUAGGGGACGGGACCGGCGGCCGAAUGAUGAUUCGCCUGUAUGAGUAUUGGAACACUUGUCACGUCAUUAUUCCCUUUUUAAACAUCUUCUUUUUUUCUUUCUAUCAAGAAACCCCAUUACUUCUUUAUGUGAGCAUAAUAGCGAUUACUUAGACAUGUGCCAAUUGCCAGUAGUAUGACUUUAUAUGAUUCUUGAAUCAUUUGCCUGUCUGAUAUAGUUCAUGGGAGCACCUGUCGUCAACGUGUCUUGAUCAAUGACCUCGUUCAGCACAGAGAGGUCAUAGAGCCAGGUACAUCGGAUGGUCGAAUUUGACUUUGGUCAAAACAUGC
Colletotrichum scovillei is the source of this 2745-nucleotide messenger RNA. RefSeq lists its product as uncharacterized. NCBI's taxonomy places the organism in Eukaryota, Fungi, Ascomycota, Sordariomycetes, Glomerellales, Glomerellaceae. Gene Ontology annotation, molecular function: magnesium ion transmembrane transporter activity. The transcript is spliced from 2 exons. The record is from RefSeq and is a predicted model, not a curated record. Gene Ontology annotation, biological process: magnesium ion transport. Gene Ontology annotation, cellular component: membrane. The coding region runs from base 732 to 2459 and encodes 575 amino acids.